Molecule: messenger RNA, 273 nt
Organism: Parastagonospora nodorum SN15
Lineage: Eukaryota; Fungi; Ascomycota; Dothideomycetes; Pleosporales; Phaeosphaeriaceae
Exons: 2
Coding region: 1-273 (90 amino acids)
Source: RefSeq, a predicted model, not a curated record
AUGUUCAAAAGCAUCUACAUUUCCCCCAAAAUCGCGAACAACGCGUACAUGUCGCCCACGCCACUUCUGUCCAGAGCUGAAUACUACCAUCGCGCAAACCACGUCCUCACCUUCUUUGCCCCAAAAAAAGCCUUUGCUGAAAUCAUGCCUGCUGUCCGCUUUUUGCCGCAAAUGAAGUACGGUAUCAAUUCAUUUCUUCAGAAAGCAUAUCUCCCGUCUUCUAUGCCCAAAAGCGCCGUCUUCCAGCUCAUGCGUGCUGUCUGUUCGCCGUAA